Messenger RNA from Kickxella alabastrina, 1053 nucleotides. Its product is annotated as ATP phosphoribosyltransferase. Gene Ontology annotation, cellular component: cytoplasm. The transcript has a single exon. Gene Ontology annotation, biological process: L-histidine biosynthetic process. The record is from RefSeq and is a predicted model, not a curated record. Lineage: Eukaryota; Fungi; Kickxellomycota; Kickxellomycetes; Kickxellales; Kickxellaceae. Gene Ontology annotation, molecular function: magnesium ion binding; ATP phosphoribosyltransferase activity. Bases 88 to 1008 code for a protein of 306 amino acids.
UUUCCUCUUCUUUUUUCUUUAUCUUUUUUCUCUCCCAAAAACCAAAUACCAACAUCAACAUCAAGAAAAAUAAAAUAUAUUAAGAAAAUGGACGAUUCCACCUACAUCAACGCGUCUCUCCCGGAUACUUCCGACCGGAUGCUCUUUGCGGUUCCGAAAAAAGGUCGUCUCUAUGACCAAUGCCUCAGCCUCCUGACGAACAUCGGUAUUGAGUUCAACCGCAAGCCGCGCCACGACAUCGCCCUCGUCUCCAACCUCCCAAUCGCGCUAGUGUUCUUGCCGGCAGCGGACAUUGCCACAUACGUGGCCAAGGGAAACAUUGAUCUGGGGAUCACUGGACUGGACAUUAUUCGCGAGUCCCAGACGGAAAACGACGUUGCCGAGUUGAUGCGCUUGGGGUUCGGCAAGUGCAAAUUGCAGGUGCAGGCGCCCGCGGCCAUUAAGGAGGUGCGGGAUGCGCGGGAUCUUGUGGGAAAGCGGAUUGUCACGAGCUUUAUUAACCUGACCAAGCAGCGGUUUGCUGAGCUGGAGGGCGUCCCGGUGGAGGAGAUGACGACGCAGGUGAGGUUUGUGUCGGGCAGUGUCGAGGCUGCGUGUGGGCUUGGGCUGGCGGACGGGAUUGUGGAUUUGGUGGAGUCCGGCGAUACGAUGCGCGCCGCUGGGCUGCACGCCGUGGACACGGUCUUGGAUACCGAAUCGGUGCUGAUCACGAACCGCCACCCGAGAUUUCCAAAGCUCGCGGAUACUAUCAGGCAGCGUGUUGCCGGUAUCUUGAUGGCUAGGAGGUACGUCCUGUGCCAGUACAACAUUGCUCGCAGCAGGUUGGAGCUCGCGUGCGCGAUUACGCCCGGCAGGCAGGCACCCACUAUCACGUCGCUGGAGCAGGAGGGCUGGGUCGCGGUCAGCGUGAUGGUUGAGAAGAAGAGCUUGGCCGAUACCAUGGAUCAGUUGAGGGACGCCGGCGCCACGGAUAUUCUUGUGCUGCAGAUCGCCAACGCCAGAGUCUAAUCAAGGAAUCAGUCCUGCUCUAUAUUUUGGUUUAUAAUUUGGUCA